AGUGAGGGGGCGGGGCCUCCGGACAGGCGGGUUCGGGUGUCUCCCGGCUCCAGCCCUCGCUGCUGCUCCUGCCGCCGCCGCUUUCUCACCAUGGGCAACGUCCUGGCUGCCAGCUCCCCGGCACCGCCUCCUGCAGUGCCAGGACCAGGCUCUGGCCUGGUAUCUGUGCCACCUGGUUUCUCUAUGCCCCCAGUCAGUGGGCUGGUUCCCCCGGCACAAGAUCGCGCCACAGAAGACAAGUGUGACCAGCUUCCCAACCCGGGCACCUUUGAAGAGUGUCACCGCAAAUGCAAAGAACUAUUCCCCAUCCAGAUGGAGGGUGUGAAGUUGACUGUGAACAAAGGUCUCAGUAACCACUUCCAGGUCAAUCACACGGUGGCUCUCAGCACAGUCGGCGACUCCAAUUACCACUUUGGGGUGACCUACGUAGGGACAAAGCAGCUUAGCCCCACAGAGGCCUUCCCUGUGCUCGUGGGUGAUAUGGAUAACAGCGGCAGCCUCAAUGCACAGAUCAUUCACCAGCUUGCAAACAAAGUUCGCUCCAAGGUGGCCUUUCAGACGCAGCAAUCAAAGUUUGUGAACUGGCAAGUGGAUGGCGAAUACCGGGGCGCAGACUUCACUGCAGCCGUCACGCUAGGGAACCCCGAUAUUUUAGUGGGCUCAGGGAUUCUGGUGGCACACUAUCUACAGAGCAUCACGCCUUGCCUGGCGCUAGGUGGAGAGCUGGUGUAUCAUCGCCGCCCAGGAGAGGAAGGGACCGUCAUGUCACUAGCUGGGAAAUACACAGCACCUAACUGGAUCGGUACACUGACAAUAGGGCAGGCAGGAGCACACGCCACGUAUUACCACAAAGCCAGCGAUCAGUUGCAGGUGGGGGUCGAAUUGGAAGCCAGCACCCGCAUGCAGGACACAAGCGUCACGUUUGGGUACCAGCUGGACCUUCCCAAAGCCAACCUGCUCUUCAGAGGCUCCGUCGACAGCAACUGGAUUGUGGGGGCAGCGCUGGAAAAGAAGCUCCUCCCACUGCCGCUCACGCUGGCCAUGGGCGCCUUUCUCAACCACCGCAAGAACAAAUUCCAGUGUGGCUUUGGCCUUACCAUUGGCUAAUCCCCGCCCCCUCCUCUUCCCCACCUGUUCAGUGCAGCUCACGCCCCUUUGUCCCUCCCACUUGCGUCCGCCCAGCGGUGGCGUCCAUGGGGCGUGGGG
Molecule: messenger RNA, 1206 nt
Organism: Elgaria multicarinata webbii
Lineage: Eukaryota; Metazoa; Chordata; Lepidosauria; Squamata; Anguidae
Gene: TOMM40
Product: translocase of outer mitochondrial membrane 40
Exons: 10
Coding region: 91-1107 (338 amino acids)
Biological process (GO): protein import into mitochondrial matrix
Cellular component (GO): mitochondrial outer membrane; mitochondrial outer membrane translocase complex
Molecular function (GO): transmembrane protein transporter activity
Source: RefSeq, a predicted model, not a curated record